AUGGAUCUUAAUUCUUUAAAUGCCAAGUUUAAGAAGGUGGCCGGGGGAGCAUCCACUGUGUUUAAUAGGGCAGUUCAGUUCACAGAGGAGAAGCUGGGCACGGCUGAGAAAACUGAGUUAGAUGCUCACUUUGAGAACUUGAUGCAGCGGUCAGAUAAGACCAGACUGUGGACAGAGACACUGGUCAAGCAUACAGACACUUUACUGCAGCCCAAUCCUAAUCAACGCAUGGAAGACCUGCUGUAUACAAAAUUAGACAAGAAGAAGAAGGAUAGAAUCACUCAGUAUGAGAUUCUAGGAAAUGCCAUGGUUGAUGCUGGUAAUGACUUUGGACCAGGAACUGCGUAUGGUAACGCACUUGUCAAGUGUGGCCAGGCACAGAUACAAAUAGGAAACGCAGAGAGAGAUUUCAUCACCACCACAGCCAAUAAUUUUCUUCAACCUCUGACCAACUUCCUAGAGGGUGACAUGAAAACUAUUUUGAAAGAGAAGAAGAUUCUAGAAACUAAGCGCCUGGAUCUUGAUGCCUGCAAAAGCCGACUGAGAAAGGCCAAAUCUGCAGGCUCUCAAAGCCAGGCUGAAGCUGACCUACGAGUGGCGCAGUCGGAGUUCGACCGUCAGGCAGAAAUUACUAAAAUCUUGCUGGACGGCAUCAACAGCACCCACGCCCAUCAUCUUCGUUGUUUGAAUGACUUCAUUGAAGCACAGUUGACGUUCUUCGCCCAGGGCCAGCAGUAUAUGACGGACCUGCAGAAGCAGCUCGGAAGUUACACUGUGAGCGCCAGACCCUCUUCCAACAACAAUACCCCCACUUCAAGCAGUCUUCCUACUCCCUUAGAGCCCUCUGCCCAACCCUCCAUUGAGGUCACAGCCCCAACUCCCACAGAGAAACGCCAGGCCAAGGCAUUGUAUGAUUAUGAUGCUGCUGAUAGUACAGAGUUAUCUCUUCUUGCUGACGAGUUAAUUAUGGUGUACAAAGUUCAAGGUCUGGAUCCCGACUGGCUGAUGGCAGAGAGAGGAUCACAACGAGGCAAGGUUCCGGUCACAUACCUGAAAGUCUUGGAAUGA
Messenger RNA from Candidula unifasciata, 1068 nucleotides. The record is from the annotation of a GenBank genome assembly. Lineage: Eukaryota; Metazoa; Mollusca; Gastropoda; Stylommatophora; Geomitridae.